AUGCGACGAGUUCCGACAGAGAAGCGGCCCAACGCCACACGGCUGUUGCAGAUGCAAGGCCUGGUGUUCUGCAAGGAUUCCAAGGAGGGCGAUGCGAAUGACGAGCCGUAUUGGCCGGAUGAUCGUUACUACUCCUUCACCAGCGAGGAAACGACAUUGCUAGAGAAAGCCGCCACCGAUGUGUUCGACAUGUGCUGCGAGGCGGCCGACUAUUUGGUGGAGCACCCAGAGAUGAUCACGGGCAGGAUGGCCGUGCCAGCCUUUGCGUUGAAGCAGAUCAAGGAGUCCUGGGACCGCGAACCCGCAUGGGGGAGUGUCUAUGGCCGAUUCGACUUCUGUUUUGGCGGUCUUGACCAUCCCGACCCCCAGUUGAGGACCCCAAAGUGCUACGAGUUCAAUGCUGACACUCCCACGUCGAUCAUUGAGUCUGGGUCAUGCCAGUGGUGGUGGAUGGAACAGAAGGGAGAGGGGAAUGACCAGCUCAACUCGAUCUACGAGAAACUCGUCGACGCAUGGAAAAGGAACCUGGCUCUGGUGGAGGAAAAGUUGGGUCACCGCCCCAAAGUCCACUUCGCCACUGGCCAGGGAGAGCCCUCGGGAGAGGACGCCAUGAGUACAUUGUAUAUCUCGACGGCGUGCCAAGAGGCCGGCUACGAGACCAAACGGAUAUACAUGGAGCACAUAUCUCUAUCCAAGAAGGACGGGCGCUUCUACGACCUGCAGGGAGAACACAUCGAUGUCAUUUUCAAACUGUAUCCUUGGGAGUGGAUGGUGGAGCAGAAGUUCGGAGAAGCUGCGUUCAAAGACAUGGAGACUGUCGGCCAACGGAACGAAGCAGGGGGAUAUAUCGGCGGUACCAUCUGGUUUGAGCCUCCAUACAAGAUGCUCUGGAGUAACAAGGCUCUGAUGGCAGUUCUCUGGAGUAUAUUCAAAGAUGAUCCGAGGUCACAGUGGCUUUUGCCCACCUACUUCGAGGACGAGGCCCCGCAAUCACUGAAGAGUUUCGCCCGCAAGCCCAUCUUCUCGCGCGAGGGCUGGGGGGUGACUCUGGAAGAAAAAGGCAAGGUGGUCUCCGAAGUGAAGAGCGAUGGCUACGGGAAAGAGGGAUACAUCGUGCAGGAGCUGGCGAUGCUGCCGGCUUUCGAAAAUGAAGAAGGUACUGCAUACUAUCCGUUGCUGGGGCUUUGGAUGAUCGAUGGAGAAGUGGGAGGCAUGGGCAUCAGAGAGGACAAGUCAACUAUAACCGGGAAUGCUUCCGUCUUCAUCCCCCACACGAUCUCGGACGGCCCCGUAAAGUACGAGAGGAAGCCUGUACCGGACGUCGACGAGAUUGAGGCCGGGUUGAAGCUGGAACGGCUGCAGUUGCAGGACAAGUCAAAUGGUGUGCUGGAGUACAUUGGAAGUGUUGUUGUGGCUUAA
Molecule: messenger RNA, 1419 nt
Organism: Anthostomella pinea
Lineage: Eukaryota; Fungi; Ascomycota; Sordariomycetes; Xylariales; Xylariaceae
Source: the annotation of a GenBank genome assembly